AUGAAGACUGCUGGCGUGUAUCUUCAGUUACUGGCUGCUGCUUUUGCUGAACGGCUUGUGUUUGCCGAGACCAUCAGCGAGAUCAAUGGCAACAGAUACCUUUCACCAUACAAUGGAAAGAACGUUACCAAUGUCAAUGGUCUAAUUACUGCCAAAGGACCAAAUGGUAUCUGGAUUCGAUCGACUACCCCUGACAAGGAUGACCGAACGUCUGAAUCUGUCUAUGUUUUCGACCGCAACUUUGGCAAGACCCUCUCCGUAGGGGACAUUAUUCAGCUCAACGGUACCGUCACGGAGUACAGAUCUAGCAAAGCGUACGUCUACUUGACCGAGAUCAUCAACCCCAAACUUGUGAAAAAGGUCUCUUCUGGAAGUGCUGCAACCCCACUGGUCAUAGGUAAGGACACUAUCAAUCCCCCCACCAAGGCUUUCUCGGCAUUAGACAAUGGAGAUGUGUUCGGCGUGCCAAACAACGUCAGCCUGAUCUCUGUGACUAACCCGACCCUGAUUCCUCGCAACUACGGCAUGGACUUUUGGGAAAGUCUGAGCGGAGAGCUCGUCACGGUGAAAGGUGCUCAUGCUCUGACUACACCAAACAACUACGGCGAUACCUGGGUCGUUGGAGAUUGGAAAGUCACUGGCCUGAAUGGCCGUGGUGGCUUGACGACAGUUGAUAAGGAUGCCAAUCCGGAAGCCAUCAUCAUCGGCUCACCGCUUGACGGAUCGAAAAAUCCUGCAGUCACCAGGGUUGGAGACACUCUUGGCGAUAUCACCGGAGUUGUCACUUACGCGUUUGGCUAUUAUUCGAUUCUCCCUUUGACUGCCUUGAACAUUGUCAAAGGUGUUGAGCCUGCACUUCCACCACCCACUAGACUUGUGUCCGAUGGUGAUUGUGGUGGUAUUACUGUCGGCUCGUACAACGUGGAGAACUUGUGGGCUGGGUCUGAUCAUCUGGUCAACAUCUCCGAUCACAUCGUUCAUUACCUACGCAGCCCUAACCUCGUUUUCGUCCAAGAGAUUCAGGAUGACAACGGAGAGACCAACGACGCAGUGGUCAGCGCAAAUCUUACCCUUACCACUCUGACUUCCGCAAUCAGUAGUAUCGGUGGACCUGAGUAUGAAUUCGCUGAGAUCGACCCUGUUGAUGACAAGAACGGCGGUGCACCUGGUGGCAAUAUUCGCACCGCUUAUCUUUACGACCCAAAGAUUCUUCAACUGCGCAAGCCUGACUUUGGCUCAAGCACCGAGGCCAACGAGGUUCUGCCUGGACCUGAGCUCAAGUACAACCCCGGUCUUAUCGAUCCUCAAAACCCAGCUUGGACCGCUAGUCGCAAACCAUUGGUCGCUGCCUUCGAGACGCUCGAUGGCAAGAACUCAUUCUUCACCGUCAACGUUCACUUUGGAAGCAAGGGAGGCUCGUCGUCAAUCGAAGGCGAUGCUCGACCUCCUGUCAACGGUGGUGUUGAUGACCGUCAAGAGCAAAUGCAAUUAACUGCCAUUCUUGCCGAGGACAAGAAGGCUAAGAUUGUUGUCGCUGGUGACUUCAAUGAGUUCGCUUUUGUCCAGCCUCUCGAGAACUUCGAGGACGUUUCCAAUCUACGUGAUCUUGAUGAGGCUGCCAAUAUUCCAGAGCUCGAGAGAUACACUUACCUCUUCGACAUGAACAGCCAGGAGCUUGAUCACAUGUACAUCAGUCAAGCGCUCAAGCCCAAGGCACAGUACGAGCAUGUUCACAUCAACACAUGGGUGACCAAGGCUCAGCAGAUCUCCGACCACGACCCCUCGGUUGCUAAGUUCAACAUCUGCAAGAAGUGA
Messenger RNA from Aureobasidium musti, 1815 nucleotides. The record is from the annotation of a GenBank genome assembly. NCBI's taxonomy places the organism in Eukaryota, Fungi, Ascomycota, Dothideomycetes, Dothideales, Saccotheciaceae.